AGAGCAGCAAAACGAUUCUAGAGAGAGAAAGAUUCUCAUAACCGUCCGAUCGAGACCUCUCUCCCCACCACCAAGACCCAACUUUUGAACCUUUCAAUAUCAUUUUCGUCUUCGUCUCCGGCGAUACGCACACACACAUAUACACACACUGGUUCUAUAUUGUUUUGGAGAGAGAAAAUGGGAGUCGAUUACUACAACAUAUUGAAAGUGAACCGAAACGCGAGCGAAGAAGAUCUGAAGAAAGCUUACCGGAGGCUAGCAAUGAUAUGGCACCCGGACAAAAACCCAAGCGGCAAGAGAGAGGCCGAGGCCAAAUUCAAGCAGAUUUCCGAGGCUUACGACGUGCUCAGUGACCCUCAGAAGCGUCAGAUCUACGAUCUCUACGGCGAGGAAGCCCUAAAGUCCGGCCAAUUCCCACCGCAGCAACCUCGCGGUGGGACCUACACUCCCAAUCGGACUUCGCAUUUGAACCCUUCGUUUCGGAACGCUGAGGAUAUAUAUGCGGAGAUGUUCGAUGGAUCGGAGGGGAAUAGUGGAGGGAGGGGUGGUAGAGGGGGGGUUAGGGACGGGUUUUUCAGGAGUACAACUGGGCAUUUUGGGAAUUCCUCUUCUACGGCAAGGAAGGCGGAGGCGGUGGAGAAUUUGUUGCCGUGUAGCUUGGAGGAGUUGUACAAGGGAACAAAGAAGAAGAUGAAGAUUUCCAGGUCCAUUGUCGAUCCUUCCGGUAAGCCUCGAACGGUGGAAGAGAUUCUGACCAUUGAGAUAAAGCCUGGUUGGAAGAAGGGCACAAAGAUCACUUUCCCUGAAAAGGGAAACCAAGAGCCUGGGGUUAUACCGGCAGAUCUUAUAUUUGUUGUAGAUGAGAAACCUCAUGCUGUUUAUACGAGGGAUGGUAAUGAUCUAGUGGUGAAUCAGGAGAUCUCUCUCCUGGAUGCCCUUGCAGGAAUGACACUCGAGCUGACAACGCUGGAUGGACGGAAUCUCAUGAUACCAUUGACAGAGAUUGUCAAACCAGGCAAUGAGGUAGUUGUCCCUAACGAAGGAAUGCCUAUUUCAAAGGAACCUAGAAAGAAGGGGAAUCUCAAGGUCAAGUUUGAUGUUAACUACCCAUCAAGGCUUACUGCAGAACAGAAAUCUGAACUGAGAAGAGUUCUGGGAGGAAGCUCAUGAAAUCUCUUACUUAAAAUGUCCAGGAGGCGAGUAUAGAGUAACACAGAUAAUUCAACUGCUGUCGGAUGUAAAUAUAGUACAUGUAUGCAAUUGAUGAAUGUGAAUACCAAGAAGAAAAUCCAAAAAGUUGGAGGGUGAGUGGAAAUGUUGUGAAGUCCUUGCAGUGUGGUGGUUGAAGUUGUUAUUAGUGUUGGAUUUUUCCAAUAACAAAAAAGAACGUCAGAGUCUAGUGGGAGGAAAUAGAAAGGUCAACUGUCUUUGAUUGGAACUCUUGUAUAUUUUGAAGUCAUAUUUUUUGUUUUACCACCCAUUGUUUAGUAUCCAUCUCACUUUGGUAUUUACACCAUACGGUCCAUAUCAUCAAAUGUAAUGCUUGAUUUAUCAUUCUACUUGAGCUUUUACUUCAUAU
Ilex paraguariensis (yerba mate) is the source of this 1579-nucleotide messenger RNA. NCBI's taxonomy places the organism in Eukaryota, Viridiplantae, Streptophyta, Magnoliopsida, Aquifoliales, Aquifoliaceae. The record is from the annotation of a GenBank genome assembly.